Messenger RNA from Lachancea meyersii CBS 8951, 1329 nucleotides. The record is from the annotation of a GenBank genome assembly. NCBI's taxonomy places the organism in Eukaryota, Fungi, Ascomycota, Saccharomycetes, Saccharomycetales, Saccharomycetaceae.
AUGAGCAAUUCUGAAUUUCAACAAGUGACUGAGUCGGCCACCGAAACCGUGAAUUCUCACAACCCCUACGGGCCUAAUCCUGCGGAUUAUCUAUCAAACGUCAACAGCUUCCAGCUGAUAGACUCGACGCUAAGAGAAGGUGAACAAUUCGCCAAUGCGUUUUUUGACACGGAGAAGAAAAUCGAGAUUGCCAAGGCGUUGGACGACUUUGGUGUGGACUACAUCGAGCUCACCUCGCCAGUAGCAAGCGAGCAGAGUCGUAGCGACUGCGAAGCCAUCUGCAAAUUGGGUUUGAAAGCCAAGAUUCUCACACACAUCAGAUGCCACAUGGACGACGCCAAAGUGGCGGUCGAGACCGGAGUGGACGGUGUGGACGUGGUGAUCGGCACGUCGAAGUUCCUAAGGCAGUACUCACACGGUAAGGACAUGAACUACAUCGCCAAGAGUGCCAUCGAGGUGAUCGAGUUUGUCAAAUCCAAGGGCAUCGAAAUCAGAUUCUCGUCCGAAGACUCGUUCAGAUCCGACCUUGUCGACCUCCUGAACAUCUACAAAACCGUCGACAAAAUCGGUGUCAACAGAGUCGGUAUCGCAGACACGGUUGGUUGCGCCAACCCUAGACAAGUAUACGAGCUCAUGAGAACAUUAAAGACCGUUGUGUCGUGCGACGUGGAGUGCCAUUUCCACAACGAUACCGGAUGUGCCAUUGCCAACGCCUACACCGCUCUAGAGGGUGGUGCCAAACUCAUCGACGUGGCCGUUCUCGGUAUCGGUGAAAGAAACGGUAUCACUCCGCUUGGUGGGUUGAUGGCCAGAAUGAUCGUGGCCGCUCCCGAAUACGUCAAGUCCAAGUACAAGCUGCAUAAGAUCAGGGAUAUCGAAAACUUGGUAGCCGAGGCUGUUGAAGUCAACAUCCCAUUCAACAACCCAAUCACCGGGUUCUGUGCAUUCACCCACAAGGCAGGCAUCCACGCCAAAGCCAUUUUGGCCAACCCAUCCACUUACGAGAUUCUGGAUCCUCACGAUUUCGGUUUGAAAAGAUAUAUCCAUUUCGCCAAUAGGCUGACUGGCUGGAACGCCAUCAAAUCGAGAGUCGACCAACUGAAUUUGAAUAUGUCUGACAACCAGAUCAAGGAGGUCACCAACAAGAUCAAGAAACUAGGUGACAUCAGACCGCUAAACAUCGAUGAUGUGGACUCUAUCAUCAAGGAUUUCCACAGCGAGAUCACCACUCCUCAAUUGCAGAGUUUGAGAAACAGCGGCGUCGACGACGACGUCACUGCUUUUGACAUUGCUCAACCUCCUGUCAAAAAGGCUAAGACUGAUCAGUAA